Nelumbo nucifera (sacred lotus) is the source of this 5479-nucleotide messenger RNA. It is a transcript of the gene IYO, whose product is annotated as RPAP1-like, carboxy-terminal protein. Lineage: Eukaryota; Viridiplantae; Streptophyta; Magnoliopsida; Proteales; Nelumbonaceae. The record is from RefSeq and is a predicted model, not a curated record.
UUCCACUCCUCUUAUAUUCCCCAAUUUCCAAAUUCAGAAUCCAACUCAAAACAACUAUUUUUCUCUAGUAGGAGAGAGCUUCCUCUUCUCCGUGAUCCCUUCCAUCCUCAAACAAUAGAGAAAGGAACUCACUACUUCGAUCAAGUUAAGUAAACAAUGAAAAAGCAGAGCAGCAACAACAGCAGCAGCAUUCUUAGCAGCGGCAUAAAGCAAGUUACACCAUCUCCUCGAAAUCUUCCAGGCGUCCCGAAGAGUAAAAUAGAGGUAGAAGCUGAUGCUUCAAACCUCGUCGGCCGAAUAGUCGAGAAGGGUUUCUCCUCCACCCCCUCUGGCAAUUCCCUCAAGCCAUCUUCUCUCCCUCGCCCCACCGUUCUCCCUUUCCCCGUUGCUCGCCACCGUUCUCAUGGUCCUCAUUGGAAUCCGGUAACUAAUGAGAAGAAUGAUGAAGAAGACGAUGAGAACGAAGAUAAAGAUGAUACUGACUUUGAUCCUAUAGCGGCCUUUGCUAAUCCAAUUGAGAAGAAACCCAAAAAGGGUUUGGACUUUAGCAGGUGGAGAGAACUGGUUCAAGAAGGUGAUGGUUCUAGUGUACCCCAGGUGAAGAAAACGGAUAAUCUGGCGAUGGCGGACGAUGGAAGACAAAAGGGUGAAGAAGAAUCAGAAAAUGCAAAAAAGGGAAAUGGUUUGUAUAGUUCUGUUGCUUUUGCGUCUAAAGAAGUGAAUGGACUAUCUCGUAAGAGUUCAAACGAGGGUCGGAUUAAAAGUGGAGAGAUUGAAACAGAUGUAACUUCACGCCAAAGUAGUAAGUUAGAUAAUUCUGAUUCAUUUGGCUCUAUAAAGGCGAAUGGUGAAGCGGAUAAGGGUCCAAGUGAGACUCGUGCUGAAAAUGGAGAGGUUAAAGCUGAUGAUUAUAGUGUGAAGGUUCCUGGGAAUGUGGAAAAAGAUGCAUCAGGUUCUUUGGCUGUGGCUGAGCACGCUAAAGAUGAAGGAACCCAUUGUCAAGACCUCAAGUUCGACAGGGUUGAUGCUGGAGAAGGAUAUGCGUCUCUUGAGAGUCAAAUUGAUGCCGAGAAUCGUGCCAGGUUGCAACAGAUGUCAGCUGAAGAGAUUGCAGAAGCGCAGGCUGAGAUAGUGGCGAAGAUGAAGCCUGGAUUGCUAGAGGUACUAAAAAGGCGGGGACAAGAAAAAUUGGAGCAGCAGAAACGUCCAACGCCAGACUUGGCUACUAGUCAUCAUCUUGGUACUCAACGAGAUAAGAGUGACCCUGCCCAAACACCAUCUAGUGCUCCACCCACUGAGGCUACUAAAAGUUCUGGCGUAGCAUUGGCAAAGGCAAUACCUACUAAGGAUACAGCAAAGAGGUCAGAUGAUGGUGGUUUGCAGACAUUGGUUGCUCCUGGUAACAGCUUGUGGAACGCUUGGAAUGAGAGAGUUGAGGCAGUCAGGGCACUCAGAUUUUGCUUAGAUGGGACUACUGUGGAAGGAGAUUCUGUAAAAGGACCAACAACUGGAAAUGUUCCUGAGCAUAGCCAAUAUAAUGUUGAUAAUGUUACUGAACGUGACUUCUUGCGAACUGAGGGGGAUCCUGGUGCUGUGGGUUACACAAUUAAAGAGGCAGUAGCACUGACAAGAAGCAUGGUUCCAGGACAACGAGCCCUUGCAUUGCAGCUCCUGGGAUCUGUGUUUGACAAGGCUUUGUGCAACAUACAACUAAGUGAAGUUGGGGAUAAUAUGAAAAGUCCUAAUAAUAAUCGCAAAGUUGACUGGAAGGCUGUUUGGGCUUUUUCUCUUGGCCCAGAACCUGAGCUUGUUUUAGCAUUAAGGAUGGCUUUGGAUGACAACCAUAUUUCUGUCGUUUUGGCAUGUGCAAAAGUUAUCCAGUGCAUUCUGAGCUGUGAAAUGAAUGAGAACUUCUUUGAUAUUUCCGAGAAAUUGGCAGAGUAUGAGGACAUCUAUACUGCCCCUGUGUUUCGUAGUAGACCAGAGAUUAAUGUUGGUUUCCUCCGUGGUGGAUUUUGGAAAUACAAUACAAAACCUUCCAACAUAUUUCCUUUGGUUCAUGAGGUUAGGAAUGAUGAGAAUGAAGGGGAACACACAAUUCAGGACGAUAUUGUUGUGGCUGGACAAGACUUUGCUGCAGGUCUUGUAAGGAUGGGAAUCCUUCCAAGGAUACGCCAUCUUUUAGAGACAGAUCCUUCUGCAGCUUUGGAAGAAUGCCUUAUUUCUAUACUUGUUCAGAUAGCAAGGCAUUCCCCAACAUGUGCAAAUGCAAUAAUGAAAUGUGAAAGGCUUGUUCAAACAGUUGUUGACAGGUUCAUCAAGAAGGACACAGUGGAGAUACAUCCUUCUGAGAUAAAGUCUGUAACCCUCUUAAAGGUAUUGUCACAAUCUGACAAGAGAAAUUGCAUACAUUUUAUAAAGAAUGGCAUUUUCCGUAAUACAAUGUGGCAUUUAUACCGGUAUGAACUUUCUAUUGAUCAGUGGAUCAAAUCAGGGCAGGAACACUGUAGACUUCUGUCUGCAUUGAUGGUUGAACAAUUGCGCUUUUGGAAGGUUUGCAUCCAGUAUUCGUAUUGUGUCUCUUACUUCAGAGAUUUUUUCCCUGCACUAUCCCUGUGGUUGUGUCCCCCUAUGUUUGAUAAGCUCAUUGAGAACAAUGUCCUCAGUGAAUUUGCUUCCAUCACCAGAGAAGCAUACCUUGUUCUGGAUGCCUUGGCCAGAAGACUCCCAUAUCUUCAUUAUGGGGAGGAACUCAAAAAGCAAACCCUUGAUUCUGCUGAUGAGGAUAUAGAGACAUGGUCUUGGAGCUAUGCUGGUGCAAUGGUUGAGUUAGCUCUGAAGUGGAUAUCCUUGAAGAGUAACCCCUUUAUAUCUAAAAUCCUUGACUGGCACAGAGGAACCACUACUUAUUUUGCUGUCCAAGAUUCUUCUCUUAGUUGUUUACUGUGGGUGAUUUCAGCUGUCAUGCACAUGCUUUCAAGUGUAGUUAAUAGAGUUGCUCCAGAGAAUACUGAUAGCCUGGGUAAAAGUGGUGGUCGUGUGCCAUGGUUGCCAAAAUUUGUCCCUAAGAUUGGGCUUGAAAUUGUGAAUAACAGAUUUCUGAACUUUUCAUCAAGUGAUACAGAAUAUGUAGAAGCUCCUAAUGGCAAGGGUUCUUUUGUUGAAAACUUAUGCCAUUUGAGACAUGAUGGUGAUAAUGAAUUAUUACUUUCUGCUACAUGUUGCCUUAAAGGACUGGUCCAACUUAUAGUUUCUAUUGACAAAUUCAUUCAGGUAGCCAAGAAUGAGAAUAUUAAUCCAUCCUCCCAAGGAUGUAGCAUCUCAAGAGAGGGUAAAAUACUAGAGGAUGGCAUGGUAAUGUGGUGUCGGGAAGAAUUAAGAAGCCUACUAAUUACUUUCAUGAAGUCAGUGGAUUCAGGAUGGCAAUAUGUACAGUUCAUUGAGGUGUUUGGUAGAGCGGGGCCUGCUCCAGGAGUUGGACUAGGUUGGGGUGCCUCUGGUGGAGGGUUUUGGUCCAUAACUGUUUUGCUUGCACAAAUGGAUGCCUGUUUACUUGUUCACUUGCUUGAAAUCUUUAAGAUGGUGGUUGAGAAAGAGAUCACAGAAGUUGAAGACAUGACAUUCAAUCUACAGAAGAUAAAUUCUAUUCUAGGAGUCUUUUUGAUUCUUGGACCAAGGAAUAAAAUUAUUAUGGAGCAAGCGUUAGAUAUCUUACUUAGAGCCCCUACCCUAAAGUACCUUGAUUACUGUGUUAACCAAUUUCUUCACCUUGCAAACGGUAUCAAAUCAUUCACCUGGAAAUAUAAGGAAGAGGACUACCUUUACUUCAGUAAGAUUUUAUCUUCUCAUUUCAAAGAGAGAUGGUUGUCUGUAAAGAAGCCUAAAAACAGUAGUGAUGUCCAUAAACUACAUAAGAAAGUUAAUGGUGUAUUGGAGACCAUUCAUGAAGACUCUGACAUAACUUAUGGGACUGAUAAUCAUCCUUUUUGCACUUCUUUGAUAGUAGAGUGGGUUCACCAGAGACUGCCACUUCCCAUGCAUUGGUUUCUCAGCCCUAUCUCAACCAUUUGUGACAGCAAAGCUGCUCUUGAACUUCCAAAUGCUUUCAACAAACAAAAUGACACAUCUUCACCUUCUGAUGAAGUUGUUGCAGUUGCGAAAAGUGGUCUCUUCUUUCUUUUAAGCCUUGAGGCAAUGUCCUCUUUCUUAUGCAAUAAUGUCCAACAGUCACCUGUUUGGGCCAUACCACUGGUUUGGAAGCUACACUCUUUGUCCAUGGUCUUACUUGUUAAAAUGGAUGUGAUUGAAGAAGAGAGAAGCAGGGAUAUAUAUAAUACUUUACAGGAGUUAUAUGGGAAGAUGCUUGAUGAGUCAAGAGGUAGUAGAGAUAUCCCUCUCAUGGAAAAGGAGUGUUUAGUGUCAGAUUCUACAAAGAACUGCAAAGUAGAAUUUCUAAAGUUUCAGUCUGAGGUUCAUGAAAGCUACCCUACAUUUAUUGAGACUUUCAUUGAGCAGUUUGCUGCUGUAUCUUAUGGUGAUGUAAUUUAUGGACGUCAAGUAACAAUGUAUUUACAUCGCACAGUUGAAGUGCCUGUCCGUCUUGCUACCUGGAAUGCACUAUCUAAUGCCCACAUCCUUGAACUCUUGCCUCCUCUGGAGAAAUGUUUUGCUGAGGCUGCAGGAUACCUUGAACCUACUGAGGAUAAUGAACAGAUUCUGGAGGCAUAUAUGAAGUCAUGGAUUUCGGGGGCGCUUGACAGAGCUGCAACUCGUAGAUCGGUUACAUUUAUAUUGGCACUACACCACCUUUCAUCUUUUAUUUUUCUCCAUUGCACUGAUGGCAAGAUAUUGCUUCGGAAUAAGCUUGUAAAGUCUCUUUUGCGUGAUUAUUCUCGAAAGCAACAGCAUGAGGGUAUGAUACUGGAUUUCAUUAGAUACAGAGAGGCAACUACAAAUCGUGAACCUGUAAGUAAGGAUGGUUCUUUACCACAAACUAGUGAAAUGGAAAGAAGGUUCCAGUUGUUGACAGAAGCUUGUGAAGGAAACUCUUCUCUUUUGGUGGAAGUUGAGAAACUGAAAUCAUCUAGUAGAAGAUUAUAAUCUGUAUGCCUGUAACCUAAAGUAUAUAUAUAUUUUUUGGUUUCUAUUAUCAUGGACGGCAUUACAUUAUUACUGGUCUCGAAUUCAGUUCCAAGAACUUGCUGCAGUUAGGUUUGUUACAUGAUCAUCAAUGAGGACGAGGCUGGAUAUCAAGAUUUGGGUACUUGUGUAUAAAAUGUAUUUAUAUAAAAACAAAAAUUAUUUUGUUUUUUGUUUUUUUUUUCUUUUUUUCCCUGUAUAAUCUUGUCUCCGUUAGUAUCUUGCUUUUUUUUUUUUUUUCCUUUUUUCCCUUUCUUUUUCACUAUGAAGGUUGAGUAGAUGUAGCAAUACUUCUUUUUGGCUCUUGGUUUAAAAUAAUAUCUUGAAUUUACCAACUUAA